AUGUCUCCAGCCGCCCGCGCGCCGUCGACUCCAGCUCCUUGUUGCGCAGCUCGAGGCGGCGGUCUCGCUGUGGCCGUGCGAGUGGCCGGCUUUGGCCUGCGGAAGGCGCUGCGCCAGCUCGGCGAGGCGCUCUCGCGCUGGCGUGCCUCUUCUGCCGCCGCGUCGCCGCGCGCUGCUGCAACUGCGGUACUUCUUCAGUGGCUCUGCAGCCUCCUCUUCCGCGUCAUCGAGCGCGGCGUGCGCAGCUUGUGUCAUGGCGCGCACGCGUGUCCACCUCCAGCGCAGCGCCGGCCUCCGCCGCCGCCGCCUGCCGGCAAGUUCGUCGCGCACCUCCUCCUCCUGGUCGCGCGCGCCUCGCAGCCCAGCCAGCUCGUCGCCGCCGCCGCCGCCUGA
Molecule: messenger RNA, 393 nt
Organism: Parnassius apollo (apollo)
Lineage: Eukaryota; Metazoa; Arthropoda; Insecta; Lepidoptera; Papilionidae
Source: the annotation of a GenBank genome assembly